Messenger RNA from Trematosphaeria pertusa, 1757 nucleotides. Its product is annotated as mitochondrial carrier. NCBI's taxonomy places the organism in Eukaryota, Fungi, Ascomycota, Dothideomycetes, Pleosporales, Trematosphaeriaceae. The transcript has 2 exons. The record is from RefSeq and is a predicted model, not a curated record. Bases 189 to 1466 code for a protein of 425 amino acids. Gene Ontology annotation, biological process: mitochondrial transmembrane transport.
UCGGCGCACGGGCCCCCAAACUUUUCCCUUCCGUCAUCGCCGCUGUGCUCGCCAGUCGUCGCCUCCAUCAUCCAUCAAUCGCUCUGGAACAUGCGCACGCCUGCCUUCUCGCGCCUUUGGGAUUUCAACGACACGCCUCGUACGGACUCGAGGUAGACGGCGCGUCCUGCUGGGCGCAAUCGGGGGACAUGGCCUCCAACAAAGCCGAGGAUGCGGCGGAAGGGGAUGUGUCGAUUGUGCAGAAGAUGCUGUCUGCGACGACGGGGAGUGUAUUGACAUCUCUGCUAGUAACGCCCCUAGAUGUCGUCCGAGUACGCCUCCAGUCACAAGCACAUACGCCGAGCACAUCGACGCCGAAAGCUCGCGCAUACACUGCUGCUUCCCUCACGCAAUUCCGCGAUCUGCCCCCGAACCUCGGAAUAUCGGCUUGCUGCAGAGAAGUGUUCUGGAUCAACAACAACGCGCCCUUCUGCGUCGCAGGGCCUACACUCGCACCCCUGAAUCCUGCAGAUGCUGCGUGUGCGGUGGAAGAGGUGGAACGGAGAACGAUCAACAGCACAUGGGAUGGAUUGCGCAAGAUUGCUCAAAAUGAAGGACCCAGGACACUGUGGAGAGGCUUGUCGCCCACUCUGGUCAUGGCAGUCCCAGCGAAUGUCAUCUACUUCGCCGGAUAUGACUGGUUACGGAGGGCGCAGAAGUCCCCGUUCCGAAGGACGGUACCGGAUCCGUACAUACCUCUAGUGGCAGGCGCCACGGCCCGUGUGCUCGCUGCCAUAGCUGUCAGCCCGAUCGAAAUGUUCAGAACGCGAAUGCAGGCUGCCCACCACACAAACACUGCCGCCGGACACUUCCGCGAGACCAUGGAUGGAUUGCAGGAGAUGGUUGCUUCUCAGGGCAUUCGCAGCCUGUGGAGAGGGCUUACAUUGACCCUCUGGCGAGAUGUCCCCUUCUCCGCCAUCUACUGGUGGGGUUAUGAGUUUGGACGCAACACCAUUACCGACCUGCGUGGAAGAGCAGAGGCAAGAAGAGAUGGUAUGGAGUUCCGCAUGGGCCGAGGCGAAGAGAGGAUCAGACGGCGAAGCCGGUCGCGCAGUCGAGAGAACAAUACCUCGACGCUUGUGGACAGCUUCCUCGCUGGUGCUGGCUCAGGUGCCGUUGCUGCCUUCGUCACAACGCCAUUCGAUGUCGGGAAGACACGCCGACAAGUCAUCAGACAUGUUGGGGAUGCAGUUAAAGACCAGGCCAGCUCCGCCGUGAAAGCCGUUCGACCGGAGGACAGAUCCAUGCCCCGCUUCCUGUGGCAUAUAUUUCAAGAGCAAGGAGCAUCGGGCCUGUUCAAGGGCUGGACUGCGCGAUGCCUCAAGGUAGCACCAGCCUGUGCUAUCAUGAUCAGCAGUUACGAAGUUGGAAAGAAGAUGGCGAACAACAUCAACGAACGGCGAGAGCACCGACUGGAAGACAUUUGAAUCAGCCUUAACCCAACCGCCUGCCCUUGCGUAUUGGGGCACCUUUGCGCAAAAGGAUGUACAUAUUUUGACGGACCUCCCCGCGCCUCUGUACCACGACACAUUUCCUUAGCCUUCCCUUGGGAGUAGAGAGACGAUUCAACUCACGGCAGCAUGGGACGGCGUUUUGGAUGAGCGAAGGCCAGUUGCGUUUGAAAAGUUCUGUAGAGAUACCAGCGCAUUUUAUUCACGGCCGCUGUCACGCGUGUGUACUAUAGACAUAGCCUAAUUAAAAUCAUGUCCUUAUCGGAA